AAUCCUGCUUCAUCCCGUGCACACCUAAGUGCGACAUACGAUUAUCAAUUUGGGGCGGUAUAAUUAGUAAAAGGGGGUAGUAUAAUUAACAACGUCCUAAAAUACAAGCUAUUUUCUGUCACCGUGCAAACGUCCUCCGUACUGUACUUGCAGACUGCACGGACCCCGCUCGCUCGGGUCAGCGGGCUGCACUUGGUAGGCUAACGUGGGUAUGCGGAUGGCUUUCGGCAUCCCCGCGUUUGAAUGCGGAUUAAUUCAUUAUGUGGCUUGUAUACAGAUCCGCUACGGCAAGCUGCAGGGCGUCGAUUCAUGAUCGGCUCGCGACAUUGAAAACGGAAUAUUGGGCGCAUAUUUCUCGUACUAGAAAAAUCAUGGCGGCGAGUCUGUUGAGGGGCAAUGCUUACGUGAGCGGUGCUGCCUCUGGCAUUGGCCGGGCUACGGCGUUUGCCCUAGCAAGACAUGGCGCAAACGGCCUCGCACUCUCCGAUUUGAAUGGCCAAACCCUUGAAAACACUGGACAGGAGAUUCAAAAGGAACAUCCAAAUGUUAAGGUGGUAUGCUAUAUUUUGGACGUUUCGAACGAGGAAUCGGUUGUGCAUGUCAUGAGCAGAGUAUUCAAGGACUUUGGCCGCCUCACUUAUGCAAUCAACAAUGCCGGUAUUCAAGGGGGGAUAAAACCUACUGUCCUUGUAGAGGCGAACAUCUUUCAAAAAGCGCUCGAUGUGAACCUCGUGGGACUUUGGAUCAGUCAGCGGGAACAACUGAAGCACAUGCUCACUCAAGAGCUGGUCGAUGAGGGAGACCACAGCAAAAUCAGAGGCGUGAUUGUGAAUACUGCUUCGAUGGCAGGUUUGAUCGCCGGAGAGAAUGUCACUCCGUAUAUUGCCAGCAAGCAUGGUGUUGUGGGAGCCACCAAGGGAGACGCUGCCACAUACGCCAAGGAUGGAAUAAGAAUCAACUGCGUCUGCCCAGGAUUUAUUAAAACACCAAUGAUGCCAUACGACGAUGCUACUCUCUCCACCAUUGCACAGAUGGUCCCUAUGAAACGCAUUGCAGCUCCAGAAGAAGUGGCAUCCGCCAUUAUCUUCCUAGCUUCACCACUGAGUAGCUAUCUAAGUGGAGUAGCACUUCCUAUUGAUGGUGGGUUCACUACAGUAUAGCAUGUUCAAUAUGGCAGCCAGUAACACGCCUCUAUUCUCCCUUGUUUCUCUCCCUUUCUCCUCCUUACGGAGUUGCACUGUCUCCCUUACGAAGUUGUGUUGCUCCCUUGCUGUCCCUUGCUGUCCCUUGCUGUCAAGUGGCAGCUGGAUGCACCCCCUAGUGCGUAAGAACUAGUGUAUUUGAUACUGUACUAGAACGCUACUGCUACGCUGCUGCUACGCUCCUGUCACUUCUCCUUGUUUCACCAUGUUCCACUCCUACCGUCUUCCAACUAUAUAGCCACUCGCUGGAACCUCAAUACAACUCAUGUCUCC
Molecule: messenger RNA, 1475 nt
Organism: Mytilinidion resinicola
Lineage: Eukaryota; Fungi; Ascomycota; Dothideomycetes; Mytilinidiales; Mytilinidiaceae
Product: oxidoreductase UcpA
Exons: 8
Coding region: 372-1160 (262 amino acids)
Source: RefSeq, a predicted model, not a curated record